CCCGCCGGCGGGAGGCGGGCGGAGGAAGGAGCAGGUCUAUCCACGUGGGGCAGUGGUUGAGCGCGGCCCGGCGGCGCCAUGAAGCGGCCCAAGCUGAGGAAGGCGAGCAAGAGGCUGACGUGCCACAAGCGCUACAAGAUCCAGAAGAAGAUCAGAGAACACCACCGAAAAGUCAGGAAGGAGGCCAAGAAACGUGGACGCAAAAAGCCUAAGAAAGAUCCUGGUGUUCCUAGUGCUGCACCAUUUAAAGAACAGCUUCUACGGGAAGCAGAGCAAAGAAAACAGAGGCUUGAAGAACUAAAACAAAAGCAGAAGCUCAACAGACAGAAAGAACAUGAAAAGAAGAGGAAGCUUGAAGCUAAAAAGAAUGCCAAAAUUAAGGAAAAAGCAGAAGGAAAGGAAUCCUCUGUAAAAUCUAAAGCAAAGGCUAACAAAUGGCUGGAUAAAAAUUCAAAGGAGUCAUUCUGCAGCGAGCUCAGGAAGGUGAUUGAGGCCUCAGAUGUGGUUCUAGAGGUUUUAGAUGCAAGAGAUCCAAUGGGCUGCCGGUGUCCUCAACUGGAGGAAUCUGUAACUUGCUCUGGAGGAGGCAAAAAGCUAGUGUUGGUUCUGAACAAAAUUGACCUAGUGCCAAAGGAGAACUUAGAGAAAUGGUUGAAUUAUUUGAAGAAGGAGUUUCCAACAGUUGCUUUUAAAUCAGCAACACUGAUGAAAGACAAGACUCUGCAGGAGCAGUCCACAAAGAGACGUGCACGUGUUGAUGUAUCGAGAACCAGUGAAUGUCUUGGAACCAAAUGCCUUUUGAAACUUCUGCAAGAGUAUGGCAAGACUCAAAACAAAGCCAUUCAGGUUGGGGUUGUAGGUUUCCCUAAUGUGGGAAAGAGCAGCAUAAUCAACAGCCUUAAAGGAGUUCGUGCUUGCAACGUUGGUUUAACAAGAGGUGUUACCAAGUCCAUGCAAAUCGUGCACAUUGAUAAACAGACAAAGAUGUUGGACAGUCCAAGUAUAAUUGCAGAUCCCUCCAACAGUGCCCUGGCUCUGGCCUUGAGAAGUAUCAUAGACACCGAAGAAUCAGACUUAGCAGAUCUGCUUGAAGGAAUAUGUGCAAUUCUAAGUCACUGCAAUAAACAGCAGGUUAUUAUGUGCUAUAGUAUCCCAGAUUUUGAGAACCCUGAAGAGUUUUUAGCUUUACUGGCUCAGAAAAGGGGUAUGUUGAAAAAGGGAGGUGUUCCUGACAUAGAGAAUAUCACUAAAGUACUUCUUUGUGACUGGACAGGAGCUAAAAUAAGCUACUACUCACAACCUCCAGAAUCUCAGACACUGCCACCAUAUCUUACAGAAGACAAAAUAGCUGAAAUGCAAGAAUGCUUUAAUUUUAAGAACCUAGAAGAAGAAAACAACAACACUGUUCAAGCUUUAAAAUGUCCCAGUCCAGCAAACAGCAUAAUUUUUCAGUCAGCUGGUAUGGCAAAUGGGACAAUAGUGAUAGAGGAAGCAUCAGAGUGGGAAAACUUGGAAACAAGCAAGGAAGAGGAGGAAGAGGAAGAAGAGGAGGAUUUCACAGAAAAUGAUGAUGAUCCAAACAAUUUGGAAGAAGAAUUGGCUGUCGAAGAGAAAAGCAAAGUUCAGAUCACCAGGAAAACAAAGCUUGGAAAACAAACAAGUCCUACAAAUUCAGAAAGGCAAAUAGCAGAAAGCGAACAUUCCAAUUCACUGUUGCUCAACUUGGAUAAGACAGCAGAUGAAAAUGAUGCCUACGAUUUUAAUACGGACUAUGUGUAAAGGAUUGUGUACAAAGACACUGUUUGGAGACUCAUUAUUGGCUUUCAGACCAGUCGAGUACUUGUGUGGUGGCAGAAGUUCGAGGAAUACUGCAUAAUAGAGCUGCUGCAAAGAUUCACAAAUAUUGCUGUGUCCAAUAAUGUAUAUAAUAG
This is a messenger RNA of Neopsephotus bourkii (Bourke's parrot), 1931 nucleotides long. RefSeq names its product G protein nucleolar 3 (gene GNL3). NCBI's taxonomy places the organism in Eukaryota, Metazoa, Chordata, Aves, Psittaciformes, Psittacidae. The record is from RefSeq and is a predicted model, not a curated record. Gene Ontology annotation, molecular function: GTP binding. Bases 79 to 1779 code for a protein of 566 amino acids. Gene Ontology annotation, cellular component: nucleolus. The transcript has 15 exons.